This is a messenger RNA of Jatropha curcas, 1113 nucleotides long. Its product is annotated as triosephosphate isomerase, cytosolic. Gene Ontology annotation, biological process: gluconeogenesis; glycerol catabolic process; glyceraldehyde-3-phosphate biosynthetic process. Gene Ontology annotation, molecular function: triose-phosphate isomerase activity. NCBI's taxonomy places the organism in Eukaryota, Viridiplantae, Streptophyta, Magnoliopsida, Malpighiales, Euphorbiaceae. Gene Ontology annotation, cellular component: cytosol. The record is from RefSeq and is a predicted model, not a curated record.
UUGAUCAGUGGGCAAAGUCUCACUAUAAAGAACAGUAACAGACUGAAAACAAUCAAAUCUGGUUUCUAUCGAUUAAAAAUUAAAAAUCUAAUCUCGUUUCUAUCACCGAAACUAAGAAACUAUGGGCAGAAAGUUCUUCGUCGGCGGCAACUGGAAAUGCAAUGGAACAACUGAGGAGGUGAAGAAGAUCGUCACAACCUUGAACGAAGCUGAGGUCCCUUCUGAGGAUGUUGUGGAGGUUGUUGUGAGCCCUCCCUUUGUAUUUCUUCCUUUUGUGAAAAGUCUGUUGAGACCUGACUUCCAGGUAGCAGCACAAAACUGCUGGGUUCGCAAAGGUGGUGCUUUCACCGGAGAGGUUAGUGCUGAGAUGCUAGUAAAUUUGAAUAUUCCAUGGGUCAUUCUAGGCCAUUCUGAACGAAGAGCACUUUUAAAUGAGUCAAAUGAGUUUGUUGCAGAUAAGGUUGCUUAUGCACUUUCUCAAGGUUUGAAAGUGAUUGCUUGUAUUGGUGAGACACUUGAGCAAAGAGAAUCAGGAUCUACAGUGGCUGUUGUUGCUGCACAAACAAAAGCAAUAGCAGAUAAAAUAUCAAACUGGGCAAAUGUUGUUUUGGCUUAUGAACCAGUUUGGGCCAUUGGUACAGGAAAGGUUGCAACACCUGCUCAGGCUCAAGAGGUUCAUUUUGAAUUGAGAAAAUGGCUUAGUGAGAAUGUUAGUGCUGAAGUUGCAGCAUCGACAAGAAUCAUUUAUGGAGGUUCUGUGAAUGGAGGAAACUGCAAAGAGUUGGCUGCACAACCAGAUGUUGAUGGAUUUUUGGUCGGCGGAGCUUCUUUGAAGCCGGAGUUCAUUGACAUAAUCAAGUCUGCUACUGUCAAGAAGAGCGAUUGAGGCCAACAGCAGCAUGUUUCAGACAUUAAUGCUUAAUAUAACUAGUUUCAGACGUUCUUAGAUAUUUGUGGGCGGAACGCUCACAAGCACUUGUUGUGACGAAAUAAUAAGUUGAUCCUGUUAUUGGAUUUUGUGCUGAGCUGAACUUCAAAGGGUUUAUGUUUUGUAUUUUCAAAUUUGGUUUGCUCUAUAUAUAUAUGGUUUAUUGCGUUUUUCUUUUGUUUUUA